Molecule: messenger RNA, 1490 nt
Organism: Ichthyophthirius multifiliis
Lineage: Eukaryota; Ciliophora; Oligohymenophorea; Hymenostomatida
Exons: 2
Molecular function (GO): protein binding
Source: RefSeq, a predicted model, not a curated record
AUGAUGAGAUGUUAAUACAAAAACCAUUAUAAUUAAAUAAAAAAUAUAGUAUGCUUAUGCGAAAAAGAGGCUUUACUACUUUGUGUAUAUUGUUUUUAAGAUGGACAUUAAAAUCAUCAAUUUAUGGGAAUAGAAAAGUACUUAGAUAAAAUCAGAAAUACAUAUAUAGAUAUAUAAUCAGAAGAAAUCUAAAUAGAAAACUAAAAAUAAUAAUUAAAAUAUAAAUAUGAUUAUUUAUAGUUAAAAAUAACAGAAUUAUCUUAAAAUUUGGAAAUUCUCCUUCAUUAAAUUAAAACAAAAAGUGAAUAAUAAAUGUCUGAAUUCUAAUAAAUGCAUUCUAAAAUGGCUUUAUUCUAGAUUAAAUUAACAAAAGAUCCGUUAAACGAAUAAUAUAUUCAAGAAAGUUUAACUUUUUCUUAAUAUAUUAAUUAAUAAUUAAAAAAUGAAACCACAUUAUUUCAUUAAUAUGAAAUUUAAUUAUAUAGUAUACAAGAAAUAAUAUAAUAAAAUAUUUAAAAAAUCUAAGAAAGGUAAAAAAACAUCAUAAUAAAUUCCAAAAUCAAUUCCGAUUCUCAUCUUUUGUACACUAAAAGUAUACUUCAUGCCCAUAAUAAUCGAAUUAACUCAUUUCUUUUACAAUAACAUAAUAUUUUGUACACUUGUUCUUUAGAUGGAACUUUAAAAAAAUGGUCUUUAAAUACAAUUAAAUGCCUUGCAAUUUAAAAAUGCGAUUCUCCAAAUUUUUAUCUUAACUUAAUUAUAAUUGAAAAUUAAAAUAUAUUAGUUGCACUUAGAAAUGAUAAUAAAGUUCAUAUUUUAAAUCUUAGAACUUUAAAGAUUAUAAAAACAAUAAAAAUUCCUUGGAAUUAAACUAGUUGUCCUUAACUAAUUAAAGGAGUUAAUAAAAAAAGUCACCAUAUUGCAGUUUCUGCAGGCACUAAAAUAUUCAUUUUGGAUAUUUUAUUAGGAAAAAUUAUUUUUGAAACUGAAACUUAACCACUUUUUUUGUCUAUUCUUUUGAUUUCUUUAUUGAUGGAAAAUAUACAUAUUUAAUUAUUGGAGAUAAAAUAGGUAAUAUUUGUAUUAAUGAAAUUAAUUUUGGUGGAAAGAUGAAUACUAUUUCUUAAGCUCAUAUGGAAAAAAUUGUUGAUGUUAAGAUUUUGCCCUAAUCAAAUUAUGUAAUUACUGCUUCAACUGAUAGAUAAGUUAAAGUUUGGAAAAUGCCUAAUUUACAAUAUGUUUAAAAUAUUUAAACUAUAGGAUUUGUUGAUGGAUUUGAUACUUGUGGCAAAUAUCUUAUUAUGAAAUAAUAAGAUAUAGGUAGGCUAUAAAAAAUAUAUUUUAGCAAGAAAAAAAAUAGUGUUUAAUGUAAACCUUUUUUACCUAUUUAAGAAAAAUGUUAAGAUAUAUUUUUGUAUUAAAAUUAAAUGCUUAUUACUUAUUUUUAUAAUUCUAAAUAAAAAAGUGAUAUUUUUAUUCAAUAUUAUUGA